Molecule: messenger RNA, 669 nt
Organism: Arabis nemorensis
Lineage: Eukaryota; Viridiplantae; Streptophyta; Magnoliopsida; Brassicales; Brassicaceae
Source: the annotation of a GenBank genome assembly
AUGAACAUGAGCAGAGUUGAGCAACAAGUCAUUAGAUUUUCAACGGGAAAGACUACUCCGGUGGGUUACUUACCCGAUCCAGCUUCGAUUAACAAGUUCCGGGUUUCGACUUGUUCCAAGAAUUCUGAACAAGGCAACGGAAAAUCGUUUCUUAAGAGGAAGAAAACCGAUGGUUUCACCAAUGGAGCUAGAGACCAGAGCAAGUUAAGACCAAAGCUAACCGAAACAGUGAAGAGAAAGCUAUCUCUUGGCGCUAGGAUUCUUCAGGUUGGAGGUUUAGAGAAGAUCUAUAAGCGGCUCUUCAGAGUCAGUGAAAAUGAGAAACUGUUCAAAACUUACCAGUGUUAUUUGUCGACAACCGCGGGUCCAAUCGCCGGCCUUCUUUUCAUUUCGUCCAAGAAAAUGGCAUUCUGCAGCGAGAGAUCGAUAAAAGUGGCUUCUCCUCAAGGAGACAUGAUCCGGGUUCACUACAAAGUGUCAAUACCUUUGUGCAAGAUCAACAGAGUAAACCAAAGCCAGAACACAAAGAAACCGUCGCAGAAGUACCUGGAAGUAGUAACGGUUGAUGGUUUCGACUUCUGGUUCAUGGGUUUCUUGAGCUACCAGAAAGCUUUCAAUUGCCUUGAGAAGGCUCUUUCUCUGAGCUUUGAAGACAGCGAAGAGCAAUAA